GUAUCUUGUGCUGAUGUGGCCGGAGGUGGAGCGGUACGAACCGGACAUAGUGACCGUGAGACCGAGACACUGAGCCGGGCGCUGCUGGAGCCGACUACCGGGAGCCAGAGACAGAAACCGACAGAUUAAAGGGGGGCACUGAGCCUCUUCUAUCCUUGGGAUGUUCAGCCGUCUUUCUGGCCUCGCUAAUACUGUCAUCCAUGAGCUGUCUGGUGAUGGAGAUGAUCUUGUGUCCUCAGCUGAGAUGUCCUCAAAGGAGUCUGAUUCUGUGGAAACGUUUUCAGAGGAUCACAAGGAGCAAUUGGCUCAAUAUCGACAACUAAUAAGUGAGCUUAAGGAGCUGAUUCGGCGGAAAGACCUUGAGAUCGAACAGAAAGAUGCUCAGCUAAAGGAGGAGCGCGACAUCUCAGGCACAAAAUUGGCCAAAUUAAAGCUUCAGGCGAAGGCAAAAGUAACAAAUCUGAACAAACAAAUAGAGGAGCUGAGGAGAGCAGCAGCAGAUCAGGUUAUCCAAGAUGGAGGAGUGGAUUUGCAUACUUGCAGUCAGAGUGAAAGCAAACCGUGUGGGACUCUUCAUGAACAAGAGAGGGAAAAACUGCAAGAGACUAUUGCAGAACUUAGGAGACAGGGGCACCAGGAUGAAGAAUGUAUAAGUGAGCUCACUAGUUCUUUGCAUGACUGUCAGGGCCAAAUUAAUGAGCUCAAGAGGCAGCUUGAUGAGAGUAAGGCUAGCAUCACAGAUCAUGCAUCUCAGCUCCCAGAUAGUCAAGACACUGUGGCUGAGCUCUCUUGGCAGCUUCAUGAGAAUGAAAAUAUCAAUAAGCUCACAAAACAGCUCCAAGAGAGUCAGGCCAGUGUCAUUGAACUCACAGAGCAGCUACAAGAGAAUUGGGGCAAUGUCAUUGAGCUCCAAAGACAGCUCCAGGAGAGUCAGGGACAAGUCACUGAAGUCACCAGACAGCUCCAGGAGAGUCAGGACCAAGUCACUGAAGUCACCAGACAGCUCCACGAGAGUCAGGACCAAGUCACUGAAGUCACCAGACAGCUCCAGGAGAGUCAAGACCAAGUCACUGAAGUCACCAGACAGCUCCAGGAGAGUCAGGACCAAGUCACUGAAGUCACCAGACAGCUCCAGGAGAGUCAGGACCAAGUCACUGAAGUCACCAGACAGCUCCACGAGAGUCGGGACCAAGUCACUGAAGUCACCAGACAGCUCCACGAGAGUCGGGACCAAGUCACUGAAGUCACCAGACAGCUCCACGAGAGUCGGGACCAAGUCACUGAAGUCACCAGACAGCUCCACGAGAGUCGGGACCAAGUCACUGAAGUCACCAGACAGCUCCACGAGAGUCGGGACCAAGUCACUGAAGUCACCAGACAGCGCCACGAGAGUCAGGACCAAGUCACCAGACAGCUCCACGAGAGUCAGGACCAAGUAACCAGACAGCUCCACGAGAGUCAGGACCAAGUCACUGAAGUCACCAGACAGCUCCACGAAAGUCAGGCCAGUGUCAUUGAGCUAAGAGAGCAGCUACAAGAGAAUCAGGCCAGUGUUAAUGAACUCACAAGACAGUUCCUGGAGAGUCAGAACCAAGUUUAUAAAGGCACAACCAAGGACAGUCGGAACCAAGUCACUGAAGUCAACAGGCAGCUCCAUGAGAGUCAGGACCAAGAUACUGACGUCACCAGAGACCUCUACGAGAGUCAGGACCAAGAUACUGAAGUCACCAGAGAGCUCCAUGAGUGUCAGAACCAAGUUACUGAAGUCACCAGAAAGCUCAAGGAGAGUCAAGACCAAGUUACUGAAGUCACUAGGCAGCUCCAGGAGAGUCAGGACCAAGUCAAUGAAGUCACCAGAAAGCAGCAUGAGAGUCAGGACCAAGAUACUGAAGUCACCAGAGAGCUCCACGAGAGUCAGGACCAAGUUACUGAAGUCAACAGAGAGCUCCAUGAGUGUCAGAACCAAGUUACUGAAGUCACCAGAAAGCUCAAGGAGAGUCAAGACCAAGUUACUGAAGUCACUAAGCAGCUCCAGGAGAGUCAGGACCAAGUCAAUGAAGUCACCAGAAAGCAGCAUGAGAGUCAGGACCAAGUUACUGAAGUCACCAGAAAGCUCAAGGAGAGUCAAGACCAAGUUACUGAAGUCACUAGGCAGCUCCAGGAGAGUCAGGACCAAGUCAAUAAAGUCACCAGAAAGCUCCAGGAGAGUGAGGACCAAGUUACUGAAGUCACUAGGCAGCUCCAGGAGAGUCAGGACAAAGUCACUGAAGUCAUAAAACAGCUACUUGAGAGUCAAAAUACCAUAACUAACCUAACAAAACAGCUCAAGGAGAGUCAGGAUGAGGUCAAAGAAGUCAGGAGACCAUUCCAGGAUAAUCAGGACUAUUCCACUGUGAAUCAGCUGUGCAAUAGUAUAGAAAAACAGGAUACAGAGGUAAGGGCUGUUAUUCUUUAUUAUCCAAUGAUCUCUCAGCAAUUUUAG
Molecule: messenger RNA, 2482 nt
Organism: Bombina bombina (fire-bellied toad)
Lineage: Eukaryota; Metazoa; Chordata; Amphibia; Anura; Bombinatoridae
Product: myosin-3
Exons: 5
Coding region: 161-2482 (773 amino acids)
Cellular component (GO): Golgi apparatus
Source: RefSeq, a predicted model, not a curated record